This is a messenger RNA of Acanthochromis polyacanthus (spiny chromis), 1652 nucleotides long. RefSeq names its product prostaglandin E synthase 3b (cytosolic) (gene ptges3b). Lineage: Eukaryota; Metazoa; Chordata; Actinopteri; Pomacentridae. The record is from RefSeq and is a predicted model, not a curated record. Bases 184 to 663 code for a protein of 159 amino acids. Gene Ontology annotation, biological process: prostaglandin biosynthetic process; telomerase holoenzyme complex assembly; telomere maintenance via telomerase. Gene Ontology annotation, cellular component: cytosol; nucleus. Gene Ontology annotation, molecular function: protein-folding chaperone binding; Hsp90 protein binding; prostaglandin-E synthase activity. The transcript has 8 exons.
GUGCGUCAGAGCCGCUAUUCUCAUCCAGGGACACGCAACCAGAUCCGGAGUAGAGUCCACGGGCGAGAGGCGUUCGCAUUGGCUGUGUGUGGGCAGCAUUCAUUCUUUUUUGCGGGCAUUUCCAUUCUUUCCACAAGACUGUUUUUUUUAUCUGCGAUAAAGGAGCUCACUUCACGCCGAGAAAUGCAUCCAGCAACUGCCAAGUGGUACGACAGAAGGGACUCAGUUUUUAUAGAGUUCUGUGUAGCAGACAGCAAAGAUGUUAAAGUCAAUUUUGAUAAAACAAAGUGUGGUUUCAGCUGUCUUGGAGGAACUGACAAUGUCAAACAUGAGAAUGAAAUAGACCUCUUUGAAGCAAUUGAUGAAAACGAGUCCAAACAUAAACGCACAGAUCGCUCAGUGUUGUGCUAUCUACGAAAAGCACAGCCAGGGAAGGCGUGGCCGAGGCUAACGAAAGAGAAAGCUAAGCUGAGUUGGCUCAGUGUCGACUUCAACAACUGGAAAGACUGGGAGGACGACUCAGAUGAGGAGAUAGGCAACUUCGAUCAAUUCUCAGAUAUGAUGAACAACAUGGGAGGUGAGGACGACCUACCUGAUCUAGAUGGUGCAGAUGACGAUGACUCUGCAGACAGCGAUGAUGAGAAAAUGCCAGAUUUGGAGUAGAAGACCACACGACUCUGGAAAGAAAAUGGAAGAACAGAGGGCAAGAAGAAUCUUAACAAAUGUAUAUCUUGAAAUUGAAGGCAGUGACAAACAACUGUACAUAUGAGUCAGUAGCCAUAUUUAAAUCCAUAGCCUCAGCUCCAAACUCUUGACCAAUCAGUCCACUGAAGGUUGAUAUGCAUGGUAUUGUACAGAGCAGCUAUCUCCACUUCCAUUUGCUGUACUGCACCUUUUGGGUAUCUCGUUUUAUUGUUGAAUAUUACAACUAAGCACACCUUUAUUUGUUGGAAAAACUGUAUAGUUGUCCUCAACAGAGCAAUACGUGUUAAGAGAUUUGCAGUUUGUUUUCAAAUUAACUGUGAUUUACAGAUGAUUAGGCCCACUCGUUCCCAAUGUUGUGGUUUAAGUUGGUCAACCAGUGUAGUUUAUCUCAUGAUUUAAGAAAAGAAUUGGGUGCAUAUACUGAUUGGGUUUCUCUAAAGCCUUCCAUGUGCUGUGAAUUAGAUAUCCAGGAAGCCAGUCUUUUGUUUCAGUAGCUCCAGCUUAAGUUUCCCUCUACUUCUUGUUUAAUGUUUGUAAAAUUGGAAUAAUCUCAACUCUUUGCCGAACUAUUUGCAUCUUCCCGGUGAUCACCUACUGUACUUUGUUCAUCUGAAUGAAUUCCACGCAUUUACUUUCUCUCUUCAUACCCACCUAACAUGCACACUUGUGUUAGACUGCAGAGGCAAGGUGAAAUGUUUCGCAGCUGAUAAAGAGGUUUGGAAGUUUCGUCGGGCCUCAACAUCACGUGGUUUGUUGCUAUUCUCCAGGUUCUUUCCGUUUGUUCAUCUAGAGUAGAACGAGGAAGGGUUAGAAUGAUACGGCGACGUGUAAUGACCAAAUUAUAUUUGCACUGUCAAUAAAAUGUAAGGGGAGACAAGUGAUGUUCAAUUACAGUGGAAAUUCUUUUUUUUAUUGUCUACAUCUUUCUAAUAAACUGUUUAAGAUCA